GGGAAACCCCGUAGAUUAUACAAUCUGUCACUCCAGCGCUUGAGAGCAUCGCCAUUUUUGUUGUGUUCUCGUUGGGCUUCACGUCUUUAUUUUCUUAUUUUUAGCUAAAGCCGUGAAAUAGCUACUCUGAUGGCAGAAACAGAACAACAAAUGGGUGAGGAGACAAACUCAGAACAGGUCCAGCCUGUUGCUGGAGAGGAAGAGCCAAUGGAGUCAGCAGAGACUGUUGUUCAUAGUGAGGACUAUGACAAGCUGACAGAAGCAGGACUUGCAGAAGUUGUUGCAGAGAAUUUGGACAAGAUUUACCAAUCGGGUACUCUUACUCAUGGAGAAUUAGAUGAGAGAGCACUGGAUGCACUGAAAGAAUUCAACGAAGAAGGGGCAUUAGCCGUCUUGAAACAAUUUUCUGAAAGUGACUUGUCACAUGUGAACAACAAGAGUGCCUUCCUUUGUGGUGUAAUGAAGACAUAUAGACAGAGGGCAAAACUCAAACAAUCUACAGCUGCAGAUGCAAGACCAGGACCAGAUGAAGCAAAGUUGAAAGAAAUUCUAGACAGGACAGGAUAUUCACUGGAUGUUACAACUGGACAAAGAAAAUAUGGAGGACCUCCACCUGACUGGGAUGGCCCAGCACCAUCUGGAGAUGCAGAGGGCCAGCACUCCAGUGGUUCUCCUUUGUUCCGACAGCAAGUUUUUGUUGGCAAGAUUCCAAGAGAUAUGUUCGAAGAUGAGAUAAUUCCAUUAUUUGAGAAAUGUGGAAAAAUCUGGGAUCUUAGACUUAUGAUGGAUCCUCUAUCUGGUUUGAAUCGUGGCUAUGCCUUUGUGACUUUCUGCGAUAGAGAAGGCGCACAAGAAGCUGUGAAACAGCUUGACAAUCAUGAAAUUAGAAAAGGAAAACACUUGGGUGUGUGCAUAUCUGUUGCCAAUCACAGACUAUUUGUUGGUUCCAUUCCAAAAACAAAGUCAAAAGAUGAAAUAUUAGAGGAAUUCAAUAAACAUGUUGGUGGUCUGACAGACGUUAUCAUCUACCACAUGCCAGAAGACAGAAAAAAGAACAGAGGUUUUGCAUUCUUACAUUUUGAGUCUCACAAAGCAGCUUCUCUAGCCAGGAGAAGGUUGAUGAGUGGGCGUAUCAAGGUUUGGGGUAACUCAAAUGUUACUGUAGAUUGGGCAGAUCCACAAGAAGAACCAGAUGAAGAAACAAUGGCAAAGGUAAAAGUUCUGUAUGUAAGAAACUUGACUCCAGAUGCCGAGGAAGAGAAAUUAAAGGAGGCUUUUCAAGCCUUCGGUACUGUAGAAAGGGUAAAGAAAUUGAAAGAUUACUGCUUUGUCCACUUCGAAGAGAGAGAUGCUGCAGUAAAGGCCAUGGAAGAACUGAACGGUAAAGAAGUUGAAGGUUCAGUUGUUGAUAUUUCUCUGGCAAAACCACCAUCUGAAAACAAAAAGAAAAAAGAAAGACAACAGACCAGAGGAGGCAGAUCAUCAAACAGGUGGGAUGAUGAUUAUUAUGGAGGUGGAAGAGGCCGUGGUGGUAUGAGAGGUCGAGGUGGUUAUGACCGUGGUGGCUAUGAUCGCGAUUAUGGAUAUGGUGGAUACGACGACUACUACGGUGGUUACGAUGAUUACCGUGGUGGUAGUUAUGAUGAUUCCUACUAUGAUGGAUAUUAUGGCGGUGGAUAUGGAGAUAGAGGAGAAUAUGGCGGAUAUGGUGGUGGUUAUGGCAGAGAAUUGAGAGGGGGACGUGGUGGUGCUAUGCGUGCACGUGGUGGAUCGUCUCGAGGACGUAGUGGGUAUCCAAUGCGUGGUGGUCCGAUGGGUGGAAGAGGCACUUAUGGCAAUAGGGGAGGCCAAGGAUUGCGUUCACGUGGUCGUGGUUUAGGAAUUCAGUCUGGUGGCAGAGGACGUGGUGGGUUCAUGGGAAAACGCAAGGCGGAUACACAAAAUACAGGUGACUCGAAACGCCGGUUCACCCAAAAUCUAAACAGCCAGAAUUGGGGAGCCCAGCCAAUAGCUCAGCAGCCUUUGGAGCAGGAUUACAGCAGCGGUUAUGGGUACGGUUCUGGAGGUGACCAACAAUGGUAUCAGGAUUCCUUUAGCCAACCCUGGAAGUAAAUCCAACAAAAUAUUCAUUCAUCAUAUUGAUGCGGCCAUUUGUCAUUUUAUUUGGAAGUCCAUCAACAACAUCCGAAAUCAACACCAAAUUGAUCACCGAAUGUCUCCAAAUUGAUCGUCCAGGUUCAGUCUACAUCAGAUUGAAAGGAGUUUACAAAAAUUCUCACUUCCCUAGCUGAUUUGCUUCUGUUUUAUGGGAGAUAGCAUUCUCUCCUCCUGCCUGAAGAUUUGAUUGACUAAAUAUUCUAGAUAUGAAGAUAAACUGAUUCCACUACCAGAGCAAAGGGCACAAAAUUAGCCAUGUACUCUGCACCAGUGAAAAACACUCGCAUAGUUUCAAACGACAUUAUUGUCAUUAUAUUCGCAGACUUUAUUUGGCAUCCCGUUUUCAUUUAUAUAACCAGCUGACAUUGACUAUUUUUUGACUCUUCAAAAAACUUUGAUUUUAUCUGGUCUUGUGAAAAGUUCAUACCCUUUGUAAAUACUAGAAUACAUAGGACAGUUUUCUGUGGCCGUAGCUUUAUCUUACGAACAUUUCACCAUUUAUAUCGAUAUUAUGUAUUUUUGUUUAGACUAAUAUUUAGUUGCAAAGUAAAAAAAAAAUGUGGUUAGGUAUUUAAAAUAUUGUAAUUGUGUACUAUUUCGAUGAUUACUAUACAUAAAACUAAGUUUUUGAUGGUAAACAUGCAUAUAUUAGUUACAUAAGUAGAAUGGCAGGAGAAUUGUUAUUCGGCAAUUUUGUCUGUCACAUGAUCAAGAGUACGUAAUUAAAAGUCUCUAAAGGUAAAGUUUUUAGGCUUUGAAUAUUUUAAAAUUUGUGUGAAAUGUUUUAGCUUGUCUGUCAUAUUUUCCUACUUUAUGCUUUUGGCACAUUUUGAAAAAAAAAAUGAAAGCCAAAUCAGUUCUCGAUUAAUGAUUGGCAAACUGAAUUGUACGUUCUUGUAUUCAAUACUCGUCUGUCAUACUUAAAUGCCCAAUAAAAAACCAAGUUUAGAUGUUACAAAAAACAUAAAAAACUA
This is a messenger RNA of Saccoglossus kowalevskii, 3131 nucleotides long. Its product is annotated as heterogeneous nuclear ribonucleoprotein Q-like. The record is from RefSeq and is a predicted model, not a curated record. Gene Ontology annotation, molecular function: RNA binding. Lineage: Eukaryota; Metazoa; Hemichordata; Enteropneusta; Harrimaniidae.